Molecule: messenger RNA, 816 nt
Organism: Hippopotamus amphibius kiboko
Lineage: Eukaryota; Metazoa; Chordata; Mammalia; Artiodactyla; Hippopotamidae
Exons: 3
Coding region: 1-807 (268 amino acids)
Source: RefSeq, a predicted model, not a curated record
AUGGUCCCCGGGCGUGUGGUGCAGGCCCAGGUCGGCCACGAGCCGUGCCCACUGAGCGCCAGGGCCCCCUGGACUCGCAGGUCGGGGCUCCAGGACCAGGCUGGGAACUCUAACUUCUGCAAACAGUGGUCCCUUGCGCGGGGACCUCCCGGGGAGUUCCUGGGCAAAGCGAGAAGGAUGGGAGACUUGAGCGAAACAGAAGCACCAGCACGCGACUUAGCCCGCGACUCAGCCCGCGGUGAAGGUGAAGGGCAGGUGAAACAUCAAGCCCUUUUGUGGUCGCUGGGCACGUACACCGGCAGCUGCGCGGAGACACGCUGCCCAGGAGGCAGGGCGAGAGGGCGGCAGGGCGGCGCCUCCCCCUGCGGGGGGCCGGGCAGAGCCUCGGGGCAAACGAGGACCCGGGGCGUCCGCGAGGGGCAGCUCAGGACGCUUCUGGAGCCAGCGAGGCGGCGGCUCCUCCUCGGGGCAGUCUGGGGCGCUCCUGCACCGGCAGGGCGGAGGCCGCUGCUCCGCUCAGGGCCCUGGGACGGGGGGCCCGCCGGGAGCCGACGGAGCCCCUGCGGCCGCUCCGCCCACGGCCGCGUCCAGCUCUGCCCGCUGCGCCUCGCGCGUUGUCCCAACACGGGCGGCAGCACUCGGCCCGCAGCCCGGCCCCUCCAGGAGCCGCGAGGCCGGCAGUCGCGCGCCGGACGCAGCGGCCGCCGGGAGAGGGGACCGUCCGCCCACCGACCGUCCGCUUCCAGCCGUCAGAGACCCGCCGGCGUCGGAGACAUGCCCACGUCACGUGGCGCCUCGGUCACGUGACGGGUCCGG